Messenger RNA from Microtus oregoni (creeping vole), 2046 nucleotides. RefSeq names its product spermatogenesis-associated protein 7 homolog. The transcript has 12 exons. Bases 142 to 1926 code for a protein of 594 amino acids. Gene Ontology annotation, cellular component: axoneme; rod photoreceptor outer segment; photoreceptor distal connecting cilium. Gene Ontology annotation, biological process: protein localization to photoreceptor connecting cilium; photoreceptor cell maintenance; microtubule cytoskeleton organization. Lineage: Eukaryota; Metazoa; Chordata; Mammalia; Rodentia; Cricetidae. The record is from RefSeq and is a predicted model, not a curated record.
CAACCAACUUGGCAACGGUCUCUGUGGCUGCUGCGGGCCCCCGCAGGCUAGUCUUUCCAAAUCUCUACUGCGGGGGCCAGGCCUGGUUAAGAACCCAGGGGACGCAGAGCGUCCCCCGCAAAGGCUGCAGGAGUACUAAGCAUGGAUGGCAGCCGGAGAGUCAGAGCAGCCUCUGUCCUCCCCAGAUACAAUCCACCAUGCCUAUUUACAGGACACUUGAGCACCAAGAGCAAUGCUUUUUGCACUGACUCCUCUUCUCUCAGACUAACCACUCUCCAGCUGGUCAAGAAUCACAUGGCUGUUCACUAUAAUAAAAUCCUUUCAGCCAAAGCUGCGGUGGACUGCUCAAUUCCAUUAAGUGUGAAUGCCAGCAUCAAAUAUGCAGAUCAACAACGAAGAGAGAAACUGAAGAAAGAAUUAGCACGAAGUGAAAAGGAGCUUAAAUUAAGUAAACCCACAAUGCAGAUCAGUUCUAAGAUGAAUUCCAAGUUCCUUUUUAACUCUCCUCAGAAGCCCUCAGGGGAACCACAAUGUCAGGGUGUGUUAAUAGAAGAAGUGACAAGGUACCCAUCAUUGUCGAAGUCAUUGGUCCCUUCUUCAGAUGAACUGCGUCUACGUCAUCCUGAACUGAAUAAAUUCCUCAUGAAUGGCACCCAGAGGCAUCCCAGCACCUCCCCCCUCAGCCUGGCUUACACAGGAUCUGCACCCAGGAGCCCGUGCUGCAGCCACUGCUACGACAGGCCUAGGAGUGCCUUCCCAAGUGCGCACCGCUUCCAGCUGCUCGUCUCCAAGUCCUCCAGUGGAGAUCUUUUGGAAAAGCACUCCGACUUCUUCUCUAACAAGCAGCUGCCAUUCACCCCACGUACUUUAAAAACAGAAGCGAAGUCCUUCCUGUCACAGUACCGCUACUACACACCUGCCAGAAGAAGGAAGGGUUUUCCAGUUGGGCGGGCGGAAGCUGAAACCCAGACUGAACUAAGCAGCUUUAAUUCUGAGUUUGGGACAGCCGAGACAAAGAACUCAGAGGACUCAGAAGUGAACAUAAAGCAGGCACUUAAUUCCAAGGCAAAUGGUGCUGAGGACAAAAACCGUCCUUUACCUUCACAAGGACAAAACUUAGGAUGGGACAGGAUUAAAGAUGGCACUCUGCAGCGUUCCUCCCACAAGACGCUCUGUGAGCUCUCUACACAGCUUUCUUCAGACAGCAAAAUCUACCCUGAUGAAGAGGAGCUGCUCUACCUGGACUUCAUGGAAAAUGUGACAGAUGAAAUUUUGAAACUUGGUUUAUUUUCCAACAGGUUUUUAGAACGACUGUUUGAACGACAUAUAAAACAGAAUAAACAUCAUUUGGAGGAGGGGAAAAUGCGCUACCUGCUACAUGGCCUGAAGGUUGACUUAGGCUGCAUAUCUGAGGAAGAGCCAGCAAAGCAGAGCGAUUUCAGAAUGUUGAAUCAACUUGAUUUUCAAAAGGCUCUGAUUUCAAAACCAAAUGAAGGUACAAGUUAUGAUGAUACAGUAAUUGAGCAAGAGCGUCAGCAGUUCCAGGAGGCUCUGCACAUGCUGUCGUCUAUGCCGCAGGAUGAAAACAAGCUGUUCUCUUUACCAGGUGAAUUCCUAAUACCUGACCGUAAAUUCAAGGAUUCCGAAAAUGUUAUAGUUCAACAGGUCAACGAUGAGACAGCUCUUAAGGUCUCAGCCUUGGAUGAAAACUAUCCAAGUAUUUCUGACAGGUUACUAGACCAGGAAGCCUCUGUGGAUGUUAUUGAAGGUGACAGUGACUCUGAAAGUGUUGAGACUUCCAGGGAAUUAUGUUGUCUUAGCACAGUACUGGCCCCAUCUGUUCAGUUCCCCAGCAUCAAAGACGGCAGUAAUCAUGACAAGCAAUUACCGACUCUAAAAAUCAUGGAAAUGGGCAUUGAAGACUAACCUUUGGAUCUUCACUAAUAAAUGUUCCAUGUGGCCAGUAACUCAAUAUUACUUUUCUUGUUUUCCUUUUUUACAUAUUAAGAUUUCUGUAUUUUCAAUGCUGUAUAAUAAAUUACCAUA